AUGUUUAUUGGAAAAUAUCAACCAGGCGUGAUGAGGGGCGUCACUCCUACAGGACGAACUUACAUUGGAGUUGCGGUUGCCUCCCCUGCCGGUACAGUCGUACAUCAAGACACAAUAUUAUUUUGGAUGCCUCCAUCAGCUGGUGAGCCUGAGAAUUAUACGACAUCUGACAAUACUUUCCCACCGGAAGCUAUCAUUCGCCAUGGUCUCCAAUUGUUGAAUCUCCCUGUAAAUGCGUUUUCUCACCUAGAGCCACCGGACGUGAAUUUCUACGACAGUUUUAUCAGGAAUUCUCUACGUCACCCAUCACUUGUUGGAGACGAUGUCGGAUUCGUUGUGCCCACCCACGGUAUUCCUUUUGCCCAUAGUUGCUAUCCCAACGCUAUCUGUCUCGCCGACAUCAGAAAUAAAACAAUCGAGUUUCAUGGGAUUGGACAUUAUGAUUGUCCUAGGGAAUGUAAACUAUUAUCUUACAUUGAUAGUGACUCAAGAAGAGCAGAAUUCUUCCGGCGUUAUGCUGCGAUUGAAACGGUGCUAGAUAGUGACGAGUUUGAGGUUCAGGUUCAUUUAGCAUGUCAAUUAUCCAGAGAGCACCACCUCGAAGCUUACCUGUUGCCGUUUUUAUCGAAGGCUGAGUUGCACGCUCGCAAAAAUAACUUCUCUUGCCGCGGAAGUGUGCAGAGGAUUCUAAUUGCAGUUAUGGAGAGGCAAGCAGAGAUUAAUCACCCUUCGGUUGAAUUUGCUAGAGUGUUCGAGCAUAGUACGUUUGGCUUGGAAGAUGACCAGAGAAUGGAUAGUGGUAUAAAUACUUGA
Botrytis porri is the source of this 813-nucleotide messenger RNA. RefSeq lists its product as uncharacterized. The record is from RefSeq and is a predicted model, not a curated record. Lineage: Eukaryota; Fungi; Ascomycota; Leotiomycetes; Helotiales; Sclerotiniaceae. The transcript is spliced from 2 exons. Bases 1 to 813 code for a protein of 270 amino acids.